Centropristis striata (black sea bass) is the source of this 5164-nucleotide messenger RNA. It is a transcript of the gene znf296, whose product is annotated as zinc finger protein 296. Gene Ontology annotation, biological process: positive regulation of transcription by RNA polymerase II. Lineage: Eukaryota; Metazoa; Chordata; Actinopteri; Perciformes; Serranidae. Gene Ontology annotation, cellular component: nucleus. The record is from RefSeq and is a predicted model, not a curated record. Gene Ontology annotation, molecular function: RNA polymerase II cis-regulatory region sequence-specific DNA binding; DNA-binding transcription factor activity. The coding region runs from base 274 to 2451 and encodes 725 amino acids. The transcript is spliced from 3 exons.
UCGCACAGGCGCGGGGCGGGCGGUGCCUACAGUCGCCCAUGCCCCCUUUUGCCCUCCGCUCGCUGCGGGGGAAGAAGCGUGAACUUGAACGCUGCCUCCCUUCAGAGCGCAGUGAGUCCAGGCGGAGGCCAGCAGCUCUACCAGUCUGUCCCCGCAGCACGCUCGGGUUUCACUCAGCUCACCGGAGAAGAAGACGGAUUUGUUUGUUGUUUUGGACGCUUCGCUGUUUGGAGACCCGGAGAGACCGAGACUCGGUGCCAAACGCUCGACGCGAUGUCCAGGCGCAAACUUGGAAGCAGACCGCAGCACCUGAGUGCAAUUCAAGAUGUCACUGACAUGGCGGAUGGCGUGGCUCCAUCAGACGACCAGCCUCCUCGCCCUCCUCCUCCACAGCUCGCAGCUCCUGCCGAGGGUCGUGACCUCCUGACCUGCGGCCAGUGCCGCCGGGCCUUCCCGCUCGCCCACAUCCUGGCCUUCAUCCAGCACAAACAGGGCGGCUGCCGCUCACGGAACCAAGCGGCCAACGACAGCGCCACGCCCCCCUCACCUGCAAACCGAGCGCAGCAGCAGCAGCAGCACGCCGCCAACGGCGAGCCGGGGCCGGGCUUCAUUGAGCUGAGGCGGGGGGCCAAGGCCUGGGGGGAGGAGCCCGGCGUCAAGGUGAAGGCGGAGCACAGCAAAGCAGUGUCUGAGGAGCCGUCCUACUUCACCUGCCAGCAGUGUGAAGGCGUGUUUCCAUCAGCGUGGGCGCUCCUACAGCACGCUCAGCACACACACUCCUUCAGCCUCUACCAGGAGGACGAGGAGGAGGACACCGACAUCAGAGGAGGACGAAGAGGAGGACUCAAGCCUGCAGCAGCCACUCUGGACCCUCGCCACCUGAGCCAGGCUCUGGCCUCGGCCUUCCAGCCCUCCGCCCUGCGCCUCAGCCGCUCCCGCCAGACUCACGCCACCUCCUCCUCCACUAACAUGCAGGCACUGAACUUCUCAGUGCGUCUCAGGGAGCUCGCCGAGGGCAACAACACCACCAGCGGCAGCUCCCCCGGAGGCCUGCUGCUGUCUCCCUCCUCCUCUCCACCGGCAGCUUCUCCCUUUCCUCAGACCAGCGCCCUGCAGGCCGACUUCCUCUGCGAGCUGUGCAACCAGAGCUUCCAGUCCCUGGGCGCCCUGUCCACCCACCGCCGGACUCACUCCUGCGACCGGCCCUAUCACUGCGGCGUGUGCGGCCAUGCCUUCGCCCAGAGCGGCCAGCUGGCGCGGCACAUAAGGAGCCAUCACAGGGAGGCCGGAGGCGGAGGAGGUGGAUACGAGGCGGUGGAGCUGGUGGUGAUGGAGGAGGACGUAGGGAGGCAGGGGAUGAGAGGGAGGUUCCAGAUGCAGCCAGCUGGAGUCGGCGUGGUGAAGGGGAUGGUUGGUGCAGAGGUGAGGGCCCCGGGCCCCUCUGAGCUAGACCUGACCCUGCCCAAGUACCCGUCCUUAGCUUCAGGCCUGAUGCUGCUGACCUCACAGGUUAGACCUGCAGACAGGGAGCUGCUGAGGCUGUACCAGCGCCAGAGAGAAGGAGCAGAGGAGGCGGAGGGGCAGGGAGAACCUCCUCACACCUCCCCCUGCGCCAGCCCGUCUGAAGGCUCGCUGGAGAGCGGGGAGACGGGCGGCAGCGGCGAGAGCGGCAUCGCCAGCGGAAACUGCACGCCCAAACGUCCAGAGAUGGGCGACAGAGUGCGAGGAGCCGGAGAGUGGGAGAACGAAAGAGGAGAGAUCAUAGAGAGGGAGACGGACUGGAGCUCAGAUAAAGUCAGCGAGGUGGUGCAGGAGUGGCAGAGGGAGAACGAGCGGAGGAGCGUGGGAGGAUCUGUGAUCGGAGCAGGAAACAACAACAACAAUAAUACCACCGCCGGUUCAGGAGGAAAGAAGAAGAAAGAUGAAGCCUGUGAGUUCUGUGGUAAACAGUUCAGAAACAGCAGCAACCUGACCGUGCACCGCCGCAGCCACACAGGCGAGCGGCCCUACCGCUGCGGCCUCUGCAACUACGCCUGCGCACAGAGCUCCAAGCUGACGCGCCACAUGAAGACGCAUGGCGCGCAGGGAGCCAAGGCGUCCUUCCUGUGCCAGCUGUGCUCGGUGCCCUUCACCGUUUACGCCACUCUGGAGAAACAUCUGAAGAAAGUUCACGGGCUGAGCCACGCCAGCGUGGGCGCGUACGCUCAGGCCAGCGCCGCCGACACUCUGGCUGCCAUGAAAGCUGAAGAAGAAGCGGUGGUGGUGAAAAUGGAGGAGGAUGAAGCCAGUUUGGAUCAGACAGAAAUGCAGAGCAAAAUACAGAGUGAUGUGGUGAAAAACAUGGAGGUGGAGGAGGAGCAGGUGGAGUAUGUGUGGAGUCCAGAUACGCCGCUUCAUUUCCCACUUGACAGCAAAGCAGAGGUGAGCAUAGCUUUGACUUCUGCACCAUGAGAGCUUCUCUCAUCCACUAAUGGACAUUAAAACAGCACUGUAUAGGAUUUAAGUUGCCCCUCCAAAAUAAAAGAAUCCACCCCAUCACUGAAGAAGUAGAACUGGAAGCGAGUUUAAAGGAGAAGCUGCAGCAGGCCCUUCCUCUCUGCCAGCGCGGUGGCACGCGGCUGCAGCCACGCUGUUCAUGACUGUAUGCAAAAGCUGCUGGUUGAAACUUAAGUGCCUACGGUUCUUUAUCGACCACAGAGCAAAAACAAGGCCAUGACAUUCAGUGGGGAGAUUACCAGAGCUCUUGAACAGGAAGUGAACCGCCACAGUCCAUGCAGACACAGGAAACUGAUCACCAUGUUGCAGUGCAGGAUGCAAAAGUCGACUGAUUUAUGUCUGUGGCGACCCACUGGACAGGUGGAGUCAGAUAAUAUAGAGAAGGGAUUAUAUUGAAUUUAAAAAAAGCCUAGCAAUAGAACAAUGUUAAUAUAUUUUCAGCAGACAGAGAGAGGUCAUAUUGUUUCCUAGCUGUUGCUGGUUUUCUUUUGAGAAGACCUUUUAAAGACUAAAGAUGUUAGAACAGACGCGAGGGUGAAAUGAAUCCAAACACUGUCUGCCUGCAGAUUCUCAGACUCUUCUUUUUAAAGGCGCUUGCUUGUCACAACACUUGUCACUUAACGUAAUGUUUACAGGGCUCACGGAGUCUGGCGAGGUUGUGCUCCUGACUUUGUGACAGUAUGUAUGGAUGAUUUUCUGUUUUUCUAAUUUUAUAAAUGUGAAUAAGGAGACUUUAAAGUCUCAUCUACUGAUGCUUUUGGUUCCAAUAUUCGUUUCUAUGCAUAAAAAAACUGCAAUUUUACCUACAUGUGAAACGGGUGUGUAUUAUUUUUCUCUAUUUGUACCUAUUAUUAUUGUUGUGAUGGUAAUUUCUCUCUUUCAUUGUUUACAUUUGUAAAGUGCCGGACUGCUUGAAGCUCGUGCAUGUUUUGCAGCCAUUGGAAACUGUUUUUUGUUGCCUGUGUUUGAAUUAUUCCUAAUUUAUGGAUGCUGCAUGUUGGUGAUUGUGUAACUGCUAAACUACAGGGUGGAGAGGUGCAGGAGUAGCUAGUCGACUGGUGGAGCUUCCUGGGAAGCACUUGGGUCAGUUUGUGUGAAUGUAUUUGUUUGUUUGUUUGUUUGUCCAUAUUAGGGGGUAAAUGCCUCAGGUGACUGUUCCACUUGAACCCUCUGUCCUGUGAUCUUGUGUGCAGAGCGUGACUCAGCACGUCAUAAUCACUGUGACCUGCUUCUGACAGGUGUGUCACUGACCAUAUAAGAGAGAAAAGUUAAAGGGACUCUCCAAAAUAAAAAAAAAUCAUAUUUUUUCUCUUAGCUGUAGUGCUGUCUAUCAAUCUAGAUUAUUUUGUUGCGUUUGUUCACUGUCCUUUUAUAAUGAAACUAGAUGACACGAAGCUUGUGGUGCUCAAAGUGAGAAAAAAACAGUCUCUUUCCAGGAAGCAUGACCCGGUUAUUAAAGAUAAUCCACACACCUUGUUUAGGGCCAAUCCAUGUAGGAACUUUUUUCUUUCUAGUGUACAAGAAACUGUCUGUAGACAACAUGUUCUUACAACUGAGUUUGAAUGAUAUUUUGCAAAAAAUAUGACUUUUAAAGAUACAAGAUGCAUGACCACUGUUUUCAACAAGUUGUGACAGAACUAAAUUAUUAGAUUUAGGCAACAAAACCUAGUGGUUGAGGUUUAAGGGAAGAAAAAAAAAAAGAUUCUGGUUAAAAUAAGUAGUUCUGUAUGUAACUAGUGGACAUGGUUGCUUAAGUGUUGUAUUCACACUAAAAAUAAGAAGCUGACUUAGUUUCAAACAGCUCAUGUACAGCAGUUUCCUGAGUCAGAGCCCCAUCACCACACCUCCAACCCCCCAGAUAGAGUUUGAUCAGGACUUAAACCAUUACAUCACCUCACUUUACUGCCAGUCUGUUCCAUACCACGAUUUUACCAAUUAAAAUGUUCUUAUUUCAGUUAGUCUGACUUUGAAUAGUUCAAGCUCAGCAACUUCUGCUGGAUUUGCUUUAUUGAAUCCGAUCAACCGAAAAUAAAUGACUUUCCUACCAAUUACAACAAUUAAAUAAUGCAUAUUUUUGUUGUGGAUUAUCUUGCCCAACAGGGUCAUGAUUUCUGGAAAGAGACAUUGCUGUUGAGUUUUUCAAAUGUUGUUUUUUGCGCUUUCAGCAACACAAGCCAAGUUACACUAGUUAAAUUAUGUUUGAGAGAAGACAGACGAUCUAGAUUGAUCAACAAAACUACCCAUAAGAGUAAAAAUAUUAAUUUGAGUGGAAGUAAAUUUGUUCUUUUAACAAAAAAACAGGACAAAGUUGUCAGGUCGACCUCUCUGUGACUACUGUGAUGACGCUGUGUGACCAUAUCUGAUCUCCACUUGCAUUCAUGUCAGGGAAAACCACUUCUAAUGUGUGUUGUGUAACGAAUGAUCAUGAAUGAGUGCAGUGUAACUGUUCAGGGAUAAUAUUUUGUACAUAGAUGUUGACAUUCUUGCUGUUGCUCUACUUAUUAUUGUUAUUGUUAUUAUUAUUAAUAUUAACUGCCUCCACUUUUCCUAGCAUUGUCUCCUUUCCGCUGAACACUGGCUGUUGUGAAGCUCCGCUGUCUUUGUAAACUUGACACCAUUUUGUAAUUCACCUUCUCACGAGGAGCCUCAAUAAACAAUUGAGGUGAAA